Messenger RNA from Aspergillus steynii IBT 23096, 1272 nucleotides. Its product is annotated as GAT-like domain-containing protein. The record is from RefSeq and is a predicted model, not a curated record. Gene Ontology annotation, cellular component: actin cortical patch. The transcript is spliced from 5 exons. Gene Ontology annotation, biological process: actin cortical patch localization; endocytosis; actin filament organization. Bases 1 to 1272 code for a protein of 423 amino acids. Gene Ontology annotation, molecular function: ubiquitin binding; phosphatidylinositol binding. NCBI's taxonomy places the organism in Eukaryota, Fungi, Ascomycota, Eurotiomycetes, Eurotiales, Aspergillaceae.
AUGAAACGCAUAUUUGGUUCACUCAGCAAGCGGUCCACGUCCUCGCUGGACAGCCCCGCAUCGUAUCCCGAUGACUCUCCGGAGGGUGUCAUCUUAAGAGAAGUGAAUGCCUUUUGCGAAGCGGGUGCUGGCCCCGGCAAUUCCCAAAGUAAUGAAUUCGUUCAUCUGCCGGGUAUCGUCGAAAGCGCCGAGUCCAGUCCCAAUGCCGCCCGGGAAGCCGCCCAUCGCAUUCGCAAAUUGCUCUCGGACACGGCCGCCACGCCGCCGGCCAAUGCGCAGUACAAUGCGAUCAUGCUGAUUCGCAUCCUCAUCGAUAACCCCGGUCACACGUUCACGCGCAACAUCGAUGCCAAAUUUGUCGCAACCGUGAAGGAUCUCCUGCGACAGGGGAGGGACCCCAAUGUGCAACACUUCCUGCGGGACACUCUGGACACGUUUGAUACGCAGCGACAAUGGGAUGAGGACUUGACACUGCUUCUACAGAUGUGGAGGAAGGAAAAGACGAAACUCACGAGAAGCAACAGUGGUAGCACUUGGCGGUCUCAGCCUUCGCCCCAACCACAGGGUUCCCGAUCGAAUUACUUUAAUGUUCGACAGAAUAAUUCAUCGCUCCCACCCCCGGAUGAGUUGGCCGCACGUGUUUCCGAAGCCAAGACGUCGGCGAAGCUCCUUAUCCAGUUUGUGCAGUCGACUCCGCCCGCGGAGAUUCUGGAGAAUGAGCUUAUCAAGGAGUUUUCCGAUCGGUGCCGGGUGGCAUCCCGCGCCAUGGAGAACUACAUUCAUUCGACCAACCCAACGCCUGACGAGGAUACGCUGAUGACGUUGAUCGAAGCGAAUGAUGAAUUGUCGGUGGCUCUGUCGAAGCAUCAGCAUGCCAUUCUCAAGGCUCGCAAGACCCUGGGCCAAGGCGGGAGCCAGUCGCCUUCCUCGUCGGACGAUGCAUCGGCGUCGGGGGCAUUGCGGCCGGUCCCUCCACCACCCCCUGUAUCACAAUGGCAAGCGCAGAGUCCUCCUGGACCCUCCGCGGCACCGGUGCCACCACCUGCAGCGCCGAUGAUGACCCCUGCAGCAGGAUAUCCACCGUCGGCAAGCAAUGGCGCUGGACAGCAUGAGUAUCGGUCCGAGGAUUUCCAAGUCCAGAACCCCUUUGCGGAUAACUUCAGUUCGCCUCAUCCUGUGAACGCACCGACCCAUGCAGAAACUUCACGGAUGGAUGGGCCGUCAAACGACUGGUGGAGCGACCCCCAGCAACGGCCUAUCCAACGAACUUGA